Molecule: messenger RNA, 3182 nt
Organism: Drosophila willistoni
Lineage: Eukaryota; Metazoa; Arthropoda; Insecta; Diptera; Drosophilidae
Product: RNA polymerase-associated protein CTR9 homolog
Exons: 5
Coding region: 105-3182 (1025 amino acids)
Biological process (GO): regulation of DNA-templated transcription
Cellular component (GO): Cdc73/Paf1 complex
Molecular function (GO): RNA polymerase II complex binding
Source: RefSeq, a predicted model, not a curated record
AAAAUAUGGCAACUCCUUUUGACACAUUCAAUUAAGACUUUUCAACACUGUUGUCAUUUGUGUAUCAGAAUAUAUUGUGAAAAUAGUGAAAAGUUGAAUUCAAUAUGAGUGAAAUUGGAAAUAAAACGUUGGAAAAUGUCCAUGAUCUUCUCUUUGAACUAUCCGCAAAGCGUCUAAAUCUACGCACAUGGAUACAAAAAGCUUUGCUCUAUUACUCGGCCCGUCAAUUUGAAAGCUUUGUCAUGCUGCUGGAGGCGGCCAUUGUGAAGAGUGGAAAACUAUAUGUGGGCUAUAAGGAAGAUCUCAUACGGACGUAUACCCUCCUGGCGGGUUAUUUCACAAACAUGGCGUACCGUGAGACGGGAAAUCGACGAGCUGCCUUGCAGGCAAAGAUAACAAAUCUUUUGAAUGCAGCGCAAGGACUGCAGCCGAAUGAUCGUCAGUAUUCGGUGGUACGCGCCUAUGCAAUGAUGUUGAGUUCCGGACGUUCGCAAGAUGCGGAUAACAUUUUUCUCAGUAUUCUCAAGAUCAUGCCACAUAAUGUUCCGUGUCUGAUAGGACGCGGUUGUUUGGCCUACAAUCGGCGCGACUAUUCAGGUGCCUUGGGUUACUUCAAGAGUGUGUUGAUGCAUUAUCCACGCGGUCCUGGCGAUGUUCGUGUGGGUGUGGGUCACUGUUUUCUCAAGAUGGACAGUGUGGACUGGGCUCGGCGGGCUUUUGAGUUGGCACUCGAAUGCAAUGGUCGUUGUCAGAAUGCCUUGGUGGGCAUGGCUGUCAUUAAACUGAAUGUACUGGAUAAGCAGUCCCAACAAGAAGCUAUUUAUCUGUUGUGCGCUGCCUAUGAGCAAUAUAAUCGUGAUCCCAUGAUCCUUAGUUGCCUGGCCCAACAUUAUUACUACGUCAAGAGUUACGAGCGGGUGCAAACUCUGGCGGGUAAUGCUAUUGCCCACACGGACAGCGCAGAAUUACGUGCUCAAAACUUUUUACAAAUCGCACGCUCUUUUCAUGCCACCGGCCAUUUUGAUCGGGCCUUUGAGUUCUACAAAAUGUCUGUGAAAUCUUGUCCCAAUGGCUAUGCUCCACCACAUUUGGGACUGGCCCAGAUGUAUAUGCGUCGCAAUCAAUUGGACAAGGCAAUGAAUUGCCUAGAGACGCUAAUAAAGAUUGUGCCCAAUAAUUUAUAUGGAUUGCGUCUACUCUCCAUGCUCUAUGUACAAGAUAAUGCGGGUCCCAAGGUGGAUGGGGCUUUGGAGUUCUUAAAUAAGAGUUUAGGACUAUCUCCGAGAUUGAAUAAGGACUUUGACAUUUGGCUGAUUUACGCCAGGGCAUAUGAAAACAAAGAGCUCUGGUCACAGACCAUUAAAUCCUAUGAGCAGGCCGUAAAGAUCUUUCAAGAUAUAGGUCAAAGUAUCCCUGUGGAAUUGUUUAACAAUUUGGGGGCUUCGCUUAUGUAUGGCAAACAACCACAGAAGGCUUUGGUCACCCUUGACCACGCAUUGGCCGGAGAUACUAAUGAGAGUAAUAGACUUACCAUAAGCUUCAAUCGUGCUCGUGUGCUGGAAGAACUCCACAGAGAAGACCUAGCAGAGAAUUUAUAUAAGCAUCUCAUACAAGAAUAUCCCAAGUACAUAGAUUGCUACAUAAGAUUAGGUAAAAUGGCUGCCAAACGUCACCAAUAUGUCACGGCCAUGGAUUAUUACAAGGAAGUGCUUAAAGUGGAUAAUGAUAAUUUAUCUGCUAGAUGUCUAAUGGGCAAUUACUUCAUGAAGCAUGGAAUGACCACUCAAGCUAUGUAUUGUCAUAAUGUUAUACUACGUCGGCGGGAGACACGCAGAGACUCUUAUACCAUGGUUGCAGUGGGCAAUGUGUGUCUUAUAAAUGUUCAUCGCACUUUCGGAAGAUUAGAAGAUAGUACGUCCAAGCGACAUCAAGAGAAGGCCCUACAGCUCUUUAGAAGGGCCCUGGAGCAAAAUCCUCGAAAUCUUUGGGCAGCCAAUGGCAUUGGAGCUGCUCUGUGCGCCGGAGGUUUACUCAACGAGGGUGAAGCUGUCUUCAAGCAGAUCUUAGAGUCGAGUAAAUAUUGCACUCAGAGUCUACUCAAUUUGGCCAAUGUAUCGCUAGAAUUGAAGAAAUAUAAGCAGGCUAGUCAAAUGUAUAAGCAAUGCCUGGAUGAUUUUUUGCCACCAAAAUCUGUGGCGAUCAUGCAACUUUUGGCCAGAUCCCUCUAUCUAGGCGGCAAAGCCAAAGAGGCUAAGUUUGUUCUACUCCAAGCACGUCAUGUGGCGCCCCACGAUCUUAUUUUGCUAUAUAAUCUAGCUGUGACUAUUAAGCAAUAUAGUCUAAUGGUCUUUGGUAUGCAGAGACCCGACCUAAAAGAACUAAUGUUGGCAGAACAGGAACUAAAAGUGGCCUUGAGGUACUUUGAUGGCCUUGUAGCCUCCAAAUAUGAGCGUCAAGCACAACGACAGGCUAAAAAAUGUCGUGCCAUUUUGUUGGAUUUACCCGAAGAGCUCAACAGAGUAAGGGAACAAGAGCAAUUGGAUGAAGAUCGUGUACGAUUGCAGGAGCAACGCUAUCAGGAAUUGCAAAAGCAAUUGCAGCAAGAGAAAAUACAACGACAGUUGGCAGAAAAGCAACUACAAGAAAAUCAAAUGGCCAAACGCCUCGAAGUCUUAGAAAGAACCAAAAAACUUAUUAGCACUGUUAAUAAUGAAAUGAAAAAAGUGCCCAAAAAGAACCAAACCCAAAAGAAAAGACACUCUAAUGAAGAUGACGAUGAUGAUGAUGAUGUUAAUGUUGAUGAAAAUGCUGGAGAAAAUCUAGAGAAUGAAGAGAACACAAGUCCACCACCAGCUAAAAAGGCCAAAAAGAAAACCACCAAAGAGAAACGUUCUAGAAAAUCAUCCAUUAAAAGUAAAGCCUUUAUUGACAACGAAUCAGCUGAUGAGGAAAGUGAAGAUGCAUCAGGACUAGAAAAGCGAGUAGAACAAAGUUCAAAGGAAACAAAUAAUGAACAAUCGGAUGAAAAUCUAAUGGAUCGCCUUCAGUCUAUAGGUCAGCGUAGGCAAUUGGAAAUGGAUAAUUUUAUGUCUGACCGCAAAGAAAGGGAAUCCGAGACACCAGAAAUGAUUCUCGAAUAUGUGGAGAGGCUUAAGAAGAAAAUGCAAACGAAUUCCCAGUAA